GCGGCGGGGACAGGGGGACACUUGCCGCAGUACGCUUGGACCCGUGCGCACAGACCGAGAGCGGGCGUUGUGCGCAGGGGCGGGCGCCCAGCGGGCUUGGCAUGCGCGCCCCCGCCCGGGGCUAUAAAAGCCUUGCCACCUGCUGCCACUAGCCACGCAGUUCGUCCACUUACUGGAGGAGCCAAGUCACCGUCUCCAGUGCUGCUUGCCUCGACAUGGACCCUGAGACCUGCCCCUGCCCUACUGGUGGUUCCUGCACCUGCACCGACUCCUGCAAGUGCGAGGGAUGCAAAUGCACCAACUGCAAGAAGAGCUGCUGCUCCUGCUGCCCUGCGGAAUGUGAGAAGUGUGCCAAGGACUGUGUGUGCAAGGGUGGCGAGGGCGCCGAGGCGGAGGCGGAGAAGUGCAGCUGCUGCCAGUGAGGACGUGUCCCUCUGGGUGGCUCGUGUGUGAAUAGUGCCCGGUGGCCCAGGGCCAUCUCUGCCAUGGUGGGGUGUGGCUGUUGUCCCCUUCACCUGCUGCCCACUGCGAGUGACAAUAAACCUGAUGAACAGCAUGAA
Ictidomys tridecemlineatus (thirteen-lined ground squirrel) is the source of this 560-nucleotide messenger RNA. NCBI's taxonomy places the organism in Eukaryota, Metazoa, Chordata, Mammalia, Rodentia, Sciuridae. The record is from RefSeq and is a predicted model, not a curated record.